This is a messenger RNA of Branchiostoma belcheri (Belcher's lancelet), 2857 nucleotides long. Its product is annotated as nuclear protein MDM1-like. The record is from RefSeq and is a predicted model, not a curated record. Gene Ontology annotation, molecular function: microtubule binding. NCBI's taxonomy places the organism in Eukaryota, Metazoa, Chordata, Leptocardii, Amphioxiformes, Branchiostomatidae. Gene Ontology annotation, biological process: negative regulation of centriole replication.
AUGUCUCCACAAAAGACAUCCCCUGGGGAGCACGCUGAGUACAUUGCUGACAGGAGAUCUUCAGCUCAAGAUCUACCCAAAGGAACACGCCAUCUAACCCAGAGGCAACAUUUCCACGCUCACACCCUAAGGAACGCGGAGAACCAUGCCGGUGAAGUUUAAGACUAUCUUCAGUGGUGUUGUGUUGACCAAUAUGAUCAGACACGUCAUUGUCACAAUAUAGAACCCAUCCAUGGCCAUUCUGAGUACGACACCCAUUACAAAUGGCUAGAGUCUCGCAAGUCAGCGUCCUACCAGCCAACCAGGGAGGAGCUGUCUAGGGAGGCGGGACUACGGUCUGCUGAACUGGGUAUCCUGCAUGAACCACAGAUGCAGGCCAAGAAGCGCGUGGGAACGUACGCGCCCACCGUCCCGUUUGCGCUCGAGUGGGAGGACCCCCUGCAGCCUCCCGACGUGGUUAUAUCCAAGGACCCCCCUGUCAUGGAGAAAGUGCGAGAGUCGGUCGAGAAAAUGAAGACCUACAAGUUGGAAAAGAAGCUAAGGGAGAAGGAAAAGAGAAGGAGGGAGGAGAAGAGAAGGUUAGAGGAGAAGUACGACCCACCGACUCCACCAGCUCCGCGACCGGACAAGUCACGUGAGAGGCCGCGGGAGAGACCGCGAGAAGAGCGAGCCCCGGAGAGGAAACCCGCUAUUAAAGAGAGAGGACAAGGCGACAAGGCAAGACAGAAACCAGGGGAUAAAAAGGAGGAGAAAGGUGGUGGAAAAAAAGAUGAAGGAAAGGAGGAGAAGAAGGAGAAGCACCACCGUCCGCUCGAGAUAAAGGCCGGUCUGAAGGGCGAGCGCAGGAAGUUCCCCACGAUGCUGUCCGAGUACCAGCGACAGUUCUAUGAACAGCAGAAGCUGAAGGACCAGUCGCCUGUCAUGGCAGCAGACCAGAUGGUGUACAACUCCAACCCGGCGCUGGCUCCGUACCGUUCCGAUCUCAUCCCCCGCGCCACGGAGUACAACAGACAGUUCAAGGUGCCCAAACGUGUGGCCGUGGCAGAGAGCGUGUCCAGCGACAGGAGCAGGGACAGAAGGAAGAAGUCUAAAUCUACCAAGAAGGAGAGGAGAGCUAGAUCCCUCUCCCCGGAGCGGCUCCCUCCGGCCGGCAAACCCACCGAGUUCAUGCCUGUAGUCUGGAACGACCCUCGACCAAUCAAAAACUUUGGCCACCUGAAAAAGUCGCCCCACAAGCUAGAUAACCCUCACCCCAAGAACUGGAACUGGAGAUCAGAGUACAACUCCAACUACAAGUCCCCGACCAGUUUUGAGUACAGAGGAGGGACAUGGAGAGGUGCUGACCCACCACAUCUACAGCCCAGAAAGGUCAUGGAGCUGCGUAAGAAGGCAGACGACUACCGACGACGUUCCCACGGGACGCACUUCUCCCGCGACCACCUCCUGCAGCUGAUGGCGCGUCAGAACGACAUGUGGGACCAGUCAGAGAGCGAGAGCACCGUGUCCGCCCUGUCGCUGGCCUCAGAUCCGGUAGAUAAAGGACAUGCCAGAAGACGUCGGCAAACGUCAGACCCGCCCAAACGCUCCGCCCCUCCCACCGAGAAGCCACGCCCAGGUCACAGGUCAGCGUCCUCCUCGCCCGAGGAAGAGAAGCGGCCGGUUCAGCGGAAACUGGCGUGGGACGAGCGAGGUGGAGGGGACAGCAGUAUUGGCAGUAUCCCCAGUCAAGGGCGUGGCAGCCAUGCGUCUGCGUCUUACACCUCCUCAGCCACGCUGACGGAAGACGUGGAUGAUGACGGCAGAGUGGCCACCCCGGAACUGAAGAAAGUCACAGCCCCAGUCAGGAGACAUCACUACGACAGAACCACACCUGCUUUGGGAGGUGCACUGCUGGUGAAGUCUCCUCCACCUGCCAGGAAACACACCAGUCCUGCCAAGACACAGCCAGCUCACAGGCCAAAGACAGCCCCUGCACCACAGCCCUCUCGGCCUGCUGGGAAGACGUACCACGUGGCAGACUUCUACCGCAGCCCGUCCCCCACGGCGGGGCGGCCCACCCCUGACCCCUACCCCCUGCGCGAGGAUGGGUACUCCCCGGGGUCGCCCAUGGAGCAGCGUUAUCCACCCCGCAUCAGGACACAGCCCGUCUCAGCAUCCGGACAAAAUGGCCGCCCCAUGACACCGCCACAUCUUGAUGACGAUCGAAUGUCACUCAUCUCUGAACGGUCAGCUUCAAGCCUGUCUCUCGCCUCCUCUGUUCUGGAACGAGCCCAGAAACGGCGCGACCAGUUCUGGGGUAAAGGGGAGCAGGGAAGGUGAAGUCAUCGAACAACAGAAAAUCUGCAGUAUUUCGUAACUAAUGCUGUUAUGUAAAGAGCCAUGCACAUUGUGUAAGAUACAGUAAUGUCAUCGCAACUAUUUUAUACACAUUGCUGCUUCAGUGUACCAAAGCGGUGUAUCGUUUUAUAGAAGUGUGAACCGGUCUUUUUGACUACGUACGGGUGUUGCUGUUUUGAAUUGAAAUAGUUGUUUGUAGCAUGCAGACACUAGCCUGGUGUCCAUCUUGGGGAGCGGACCAAAGCUAACAAGGCUGGACACCAGGCUAUGCAGACACGUGCUGUUCACUACUGAUGUAUUUUUGUAAAUGGAAGUAAAUAAUGGUUACUGCAUUGCCAGUUUGAGAACAAAGUUCUAGUAUGCUGCUAAAGACUGAAAAAGAUGUAUAGGUAUAUUUCUAUUUGCAGUGUAUGAUUUGUAGUCUUUUGUAAUUGACUUGGAGCUUUUAUGUUUCUCAUAAAAAGUGUUCAGUAGGGUAUGGUGUUGAAAAGUAGAAAUAUAUCCUGUAUGGAAAUGUGAA